AUGAACGACCCCGGCCUCGAUGAUGCUAUCGCCGAUCAGGCUGAUAUGCUGGACAAGUCUUCAAAUGGGCAAGCAGAUAAGAGUAUCACUUCCAACGAGAAACAGGGUGGUGCAGAUGCAGAAGUCCAUCAUGCAGCGCGGUGGUGGUUGGCCAGUACUGCAUAUCCGUUGGCAGCAGGCACAUUUGGGCCCAUGGCCAGUGCUUUCAGCGUGUGCUCUCUGUCACAGCCAUGGCGAAUGGAACUUGGGGGUAAGGAGAUUGCCGAUCCGAAAUGGUAUGCUCACAUCGCCCUGCUUGUUUUGUGUCUAAGGCUAACAUAUAUCAGGGUCACCGCAAUCAAUGCAAUUUCCUUGGCCUUUGCUCUCAUAGCCAACCUGUUUCUGUCUUUAAAUAUGGCCCGCAAGAUUCGCUUCGAGGUUGCCCAGCCGAUCAUAAUCAUUGGUUGGUACAUUUCAUCAGCACUCCUCAUCGGCAUUCUCAUUCCUGUCGGGGUGUUGAUGUACAAUUCGGAGAACAACGGACGCAUCUAUGCACAGAGCUACUUCUAUGGAGCCUUCGCCGCUGGUUUAUACUUCAUCAUCUCGUCCCUCCUCAGUGUGACGGCAUAUGGGGCUUAUAAAGGCCACUUUGAACGAGAAUUCAAAUUGACCAACAGCCAGCGGACACUCAUGCUACAAACAAUCAUAUUCUGCAUGUAUCUGCUUCUAGGUGCCGAGGUCUACGCUACUGUAGAAGGAUGGAGAUUCUUAGAUGCCGUCUAUUUUGCCGACUAUACCCUGCUCACCAUUGGUGUCGGGAAUUAUGCCCCCGCGACGCAUGUUGGUCGUGGUCUCCUCUUCCCAUACGCAAUCGGUGGAGUUCUCAUCCUGGGUCUGAUCGUCUCGUCCAUCCGGACUCUGAUGCUCGAGCGUGGCCGACAAAAAAUCGCCGACCUUCUCAUGGAGCAUACACGCCGACUUUUCGUCAAGCAAGCUGCUUCCAGUCGCAAUCGUUUGCAGGGUUUCCUUCCAGAUCUAUCUGCCGCGAAUGACGAAAACACCGAUAUCAGCGAGCGUGAACGACAGAAACUAGAGUUCAUCACUAUGCGUCGCAUACGCCAGGUAUCCACCGUCCAGUAUAAGUGGGUAUCCCUUCUCAUCUCGAUGGUGGUGUGGAUGGCGCUCUGGUUAAUAGGCGCCGUUGUUUUCUGGCGCUCCGAAGACAAGCGUGACUGGACGUAUUUCCAGUCGCUCUACUUCGCCUACACAACCCUCUUAACAAUCGGAUACGGCGAUAUCUACCCAAUCAGCAGUCUAGGCAAAGCAUUCUUCGUCUUCUGGUCCCUCCUCGCCGUACCGACAAUAACCAUCCUCAUAUCCAACAUCGGCGACACACUCAUCUGCUCCAUCCGCGAUCUAACCAUCUUCCUCGGCGAAAUAACCAUCUUACCCGGCGACGCGCCCUUCCUCGAGCGCAUCCGUGACGUACUACACGUCUCAUGGCGCGAGCGGCGAGAGAGAUGGUUACAAGAAAUCACCGGCGAGCACGACAACGCACAGGAGAUUUUCAGCGAAUCGGCAACGCCGAACGGAGAAAGGGAAAGAAACCCCAUGCCAACGCCACCACAUUGCGCCAAACGAGCCGCCCUCGAAGCAGAAGAGCAUAAAAGGGAAGAAUUCGCCCGAGCGCGCGGCGAUGUCGCGGCCGAAAACGUGCACCACUAUCAUUACCUCCUCUUUCGAGAAAUCCGCACCAUGCUGGAAUAUGCGCGCAGCAAUGUGAACAAGGAGUUCGAUUAUAUUGAGUGGGAGUAUUAUCUUUCUCUUAUUUCGGGGGAGAGACAUAAGCCCGCUGCUGUUAGCCCGGAUGCGCUGAGCGAGAGGCAGAGGGAUGAAGACCCGGCGCAGAAGACUCAGGGGUGGAGCUGGAUUGAUAACAAAAAUCCGUUGGUUGGGGAGAAGAGUGAGGUUCAGUGGUUACUGAAUGCGUUGACGGAUGCUUUGGAGCGAGAGUUAAAAACUGCUAGUCGGGCCUUUCAUUCACCGAAUGAAAGUGAGGUUGAAGUGAAGAUGAUUGAUUCUCCUACUGGCAGUUCCUAG
This is a messenger RNA of Penicillium manginii, 2079 nucleotides long. RefSeq names its product potassium channel family protein. Gene Ontology annotation, cellular component: membrane. NCBI's taxonomy places the organism in Eukaryota, Fungi, Ascomycota, Eurotiomycetes, Eurotiales, Aspergillaceae. Gene Ontology annotation, biological process: stabilization of membrane potential; potassium ion transmembrane transport. Bases 1 to 2079 code for a protein of 692 amino acids. Gene Ontology annotation, molecular function: potassium ion leak channel activity. The record is from RefSeq and is a predicted model, not a curated record. The transcript has 2 exons.